GAUGUUUGAAUGUCAUCCUGCUCGGAAGGGAAGUUUGACAAAACAUUUAUUUAAAAAAAAUUAGGUCUUCCUCACUCUUUACUUCAUAUGUAACUUAAUCUAAAAUGCUGAAUCUUCUGAGCUAAAGUGUCAGCAGAUUGUCAAGGAAAAUUUGCAAAACCGAAGGCUUGAAAUUUGACCGAAUUUGUCAAGUGGCGGAAGUGAUUGACGGGGAAACUAAUUUCAACAAGACACCUGCACGAGUUUAGUCGCGCGCGACACACGGUGAAGUUGCGUUCGCAUGACACGUGUACUCGUUAAACACCCAUAAAUAAAAGCCACGGAGAACUGGUGAGACUAAACAACCAACCGGAGUCCUAACCCGUGUGACCCAGUUCAUCACAGCGUCCACACCCAUUCUGUCGUAACAUUACACCAGCACGCAUGCGCGAGACUGACGUCAGCCGUUGCGCUCCGCAUGGUCGCGUGCACGCGUGUGGAUACCGGCUUGAGCCGGUAGAGAGCUGCCAAAACAGGCAGACAAGACGGUUAUCCGACCGACAGCUCGGGUUUAACGUGGUUUACAGGAAGUUUGAGAGACAAUGACUCUCAGAUAAAAGCAGAAGCUUGCUACCGUCCCCACUCCUCCGGUGGCUCACCUGUUGUAGCCAUGAAGAUGCCCAGAGACCUGUGCUGUUUGAGUCCAAAUGUUUACCCUGAGGUGCCCGAGGGUGGCUGGGGCUGGGCCGUGGCUGUGGCCUUCUUCCUGGUAGAAGUUAACACAUAUGGAGUCCUCAAGAGCCUCGGUGUCUUCCUCCAGGACCUGAUGGAGGAGUUCAAGGAGAGCAACAGCCGGGUUUCUUGGGUCAUCUCCAUCUCUGUGUUCAUCUUUGCCUUCACUGCCCCUUUGGCAUCGAUGCUGAGCAACCGCUUCGGCUACCGUCCUGUAGUAAUGAUGGGAGGCUUCCUCAUCAGCCUGGGGAUGGUCACCUCAGCCUUCACCAGCUCCCUCAACGAGAUGUACAUCACCCUCGGCAUGGUCUCAGGACUCGGAUUCUGCCUCUCCUUCAUCCCCACCGUCACCAUCUUGGCCCAGUACUUUUCCAGGCGGAGAGCCCUCGUCACCUCCAUCGCCUCCUCUGGAGAAUCCUUUGCCAUGUUUGCGUUUGCCCCUGCUUUCACCAGACUAAAGGACGACCUUGGCUGGCGCUCAUGUCUAGUCAUUAUCGGGGUGUUUCAGGCAUCUGUGAUUGGCUGUGGACUACUUCUUCGUCCAAUCAUCAUCAAGCCACCCGUAAAGGAGGAUGACCAAUCAGACUGUGUUUCUCUGAAGCAGCUGCAGAGCGUUUAUGAACUAGAAAACGAAGAAACCAGAAACUCCAUCACUUCCGUGAUCUCCAGGGGCUCUGGAGACUCGGGUGUCACUUCCCUGUCAGCAUCAGAUGAAAACCUUAGGAACUCAGAACCACAGGCCAAGUCCCUGAUGGAGUUUGUGGUGCAGGCUGAAGGAGAUCUAGAUAAGUCAGAGUCCACGCUUCCUAAUCCAGUCAGGGAGGUGUCAAAGGGAGGGGCCGGUCCUCUCCAGCCCUCUAGCCCCAGACUCCUGGACUUCUCAGUGCUGAAAGACUGGGCCUUCAUCUGGUAUUCACUCUUCGGCCUUUUUGCCUCGCUGGGGUUCUUCGCUCCACAGCUCUACAUCAUUGAGCUGAGUAAGAGUCGGGGCGUGGAGCCCAGCAUGGCCUCCUGCAUGCUGUCUGUGAUGGCCAUCGCUGAUGUCUGUGGCCGCCUAGCCAUCGGGAUUGUGUUGAACAGGGUUCGCUGUAGGAAAACCCUGGUGCUCCUGGGCUGUGUGAUUCUCAUGUGUCUGGUUCUGGUGGCCUUUACAGUCGUGUGGGAGUUCUGGGGCCUGGUGGUCUGCUGUGCCCUCUAUGGGUUCUUCAUGGGUACUGUGGGCUCCACACACAUCCCUCUGCUGGCUGAGGAGGAGGUGGUGGGCAUCCAGAAGAUGCCUUCAUGUGUGGGUGUCUAUGUCUUCAUUCAGAGCUUUGCUGGACUGGCUGGACCACCACUAGGAGGUGUGCUGGUGGACGUCACACAGAACUACGGAGCUGCCUUUUACUCGUGUGCAGCAGGGAUGGGUCUCAGCGCCAUCUGCUUGGCUCUGGUUGGCAUGGCAAAUCCCACAAUGUGCCGAAGGCACGCAAGAAACAAGGACCUGGGCACAGAUGAGCAGGAGAAAAUGUCCCAGGACAGCCAGCAGGUGGACUUCUUGGAGGUUGACUUAGCUGAAGAUGAUCUAGUCAGAUGGGCUGCAGGUCUGAACGAAACCACAGUUAUUUAAGCAUUUUACCUCACUGUAGAAAAGGACCAGAACCAAGAAGAACCAGAGACCUGAUAGAGGUUGGGAUGUCCUCAGGUGUUGAUCUGUAAUAGAAAGUCCCAACUCCAAAGACUUGUUUGAGUCCAAAGAUCUGGCACUGCUAAGAGCACAAAAUAAAGUGCAAAAUGUCAUCAUUACACACGUUAGAUAAUUGAGUUUUCAAAAUAAAAGCUCCUGCUGACUGAAGUUUAGAAUAAGCCUACACCGUCUUGCCGAAGUAAAAUGUAUUACCUCUAGGAUGGCUUCCUGGGACCAGCGUUUGUUUACAUCCAGAAGACUCGAUGUUGGUGAGUCAGCAGGUUGUUGAGCAGAGCGGGUCCCGCAUCAGAUCCAGUUCUGCUGGACUGUAGGACUCGUGAAGUCGGUUAGACUCCAGAACCAGACUGUCCUUAUGUCACCUGUUGGUGCUCUGUUAUCACAACACACACGUUAAAGGUGCAGUAUGUAAGAAUAUAGGAGGAAUUUUACUGAGAAAAUCCCAAAAGAGAAGGAAGGUCACACUGAAACAUGUUUCAUGUCCAGCUGCUUGCUGGAUUGUCAGCUUUUCUCCUUUCAAAACAAAGGAAGGAGGGAUGUUGCUACUGUUGAGCAUCAGUGAGCGUGGGGGUGUCGUGUCCUGCGAGCUGAUGCUGCAGCGCCCACUAGUGUAAUGUGACGAUGGCCGGCGAAAAGCUCCAGAGUUGUUGGAAGUGGUUGCGCCACAUCUGACUACAGGAUGGCCUUUUUACUUCAUUUCUACAUAAUGCACCUUUAAGUGUGUAAAAUUAUGAUUAACUGAUUUGAGACUCCAGUUCUUGCUGCCUCAGGUCGUGUCUUUGUACACCUCCCACACACAGUUUUAAUAGUUUACCAUUUUUAUUUAAUGUUCUUUUUUAUCCUUUUUCUUAUUUUAAUAAAAUUCCAGGCAGGUUCCUUGCUGUUCUUCAUUCUCAUGUCUUUUCUUACUGAAUAAAAUGUCCAAACUGAA
This is a messenger RNA of Nothobranchius furzeri (turquoise killifish), 3326 nucleotides long. It is a transcript of the gene slc16a6b, whose product is annotated as solute carrier family 16 member 6b. NCBI's taxonomy places the organism in Eukaryota, Metazoa, Chordata, Actinopteri, Cyprinodontiformes, Nothobranchiidae. The record is from RefSeq and is a predicted model, not a curated record. Gene Ontology annotation, molecular function: monocarboxylic acid transmembrane transporter activity. Gene Ontology annotation, biological process: monocarboxylic acid transport; transmembrane transport. Gene Ontology annotation, cellular component: plasma membrane.